AUGCCAAAGAAACCGGACGCACCCAAAGAAGCGGAAGCACCUAACAAACCGGAAGCAACAAAGAAUCCAGAAGUAUCAAAGAAUCCAGAAGUACCAAAGAAUCCAGAAGUACCAAAGAAUCCAGAAAAUCCAGAAGUACCAAAGAAUCCAGAAGUACCAAAGAAUCCAGAAGUGCCAAAGAAACCGGAAGCACCGGGGAAACUGAAAUUACCUUGGUCACAGAAAUUACGCAAAAAACCAUAA
Plasmodium fragile is the source of this 243-nucleotide messenger RNA. RefSeq lists its product as uncharacterized. The record is from RefSeq and is a predicted model, not a curated record. Bases 1 to 243 code for a protein of 80 amino acids. NCBI's taxonomy places the organism in Eukaryota, Apicomplexa, Aconoidasida, Haemosporida, Plasmodiidae. The transcript is spliced from 2 exons.